Messenger RNA from Dromaius novaehollandiae (emu), 12106 nucleotides. RefSeq names its product dynein axonemal heavy chain 12 (gene DNAH12). Gene Ontology annotation, biological process: microtubule-based movement. The transcript has 73 exons. Lineage: Eukaryota; Metazoa; Chordata; Aves; Casuariiformes; Dromaiidae. Gene Ontology annotation, molecular function: ATP binding; minus-end-directed microtubule motor activity; dynein light intermediate chain binding. The record is from RefSeq and is a predicted model, not a curated record. Gene Ontology annotation, cellular component: dynein complex. Bases 47 to 11803 code for a protein of 3918 amino acids.
CUUGAUUAGGCUAUAUUUAAGCCUGUGUCAGGCUGGGAAGUUUCAGAUGCCGCACUCAAAUGGAGCAACAUUCCCUUCUAAUAAAAAGACUCCGAGAACUUUGUUUCUUCCUAUUGUUUUACCCUCAACAGUCACAUCUGGUUUCUCACCAUUACAGAAUAAACUAUUGACAUACCGAAGAGUCAAAGAACAGCAAAAGAUGCUUAAUCAGUUACUAAUUGAUCGAGCUUUAAAAGUCUAUCAGCUAUCCAUGGAAGAAAAACAUCAAAGAGCUCCUGUACCUCCUACCCCAGAACUACCUUCAACUAUGAACAGCGAGCAAAAAAAACGAAGAACCAAUUAUCUCUUUAUGAAGAAAUGUGUGCAAAGUAAUCCAGUGGUUCCCAUUCAGCAGGAGUGGCUAAUGUCCAUGCUCGUGUUGGUGCCACAGUCACUCAUGGAAGGCAAAGACAGAGAGCUAUUAGUUGAAAAGCUUUUGGGGGAGAUUAUAAGAGAUUUUGAAAUGAGCAUGAGGAGAUGCGUGGUGCGAAGUGUUCUUAUUAAACCAGAUGUAAAAGGGCUUGAAGAUGAAGAGGAGGCAUCUUUGCCUGUAUCACCUCUAGGCCUGGACUUUUCCAGACCAUGGCAUAACAGUUUUGUCCAAGCAAAAGAGCACAUCCUUUCUAACUUGCACAUUCUUCACCCUACACUAAAAACUUUACUCGGUAUUGGUUAUACAGCAUUCUCUGACUUACUUAUAGUGGAUUUGUCAAGUUUCAGAUCAGGAGGUCCAAUUGACUGUGAAUCCUUAAAGACUGAUGUAUCUUUAAGCUGUUCAAAAUCAGAAGAGAAAUUAUUGAAUACAUGGUAUCCAAGAGUUAUCAAUCUCUUUACUCAGAAGGAGGCAUUUGAUGGUGUUAAGUUGGAUCGGAUUGACUCUUUCUAUAACAGUGUGGCUACACUUAUGUCUAAUCAGCUGAAAGAACUAUUGAGAAGAACUGUUGAAGCUUUUGUGAAACUUUUUGAUCCUGAAGACAGAAGUUGUCUACCUUUGUUUAAGAUGGAAUUGACUCUUGAUGAUGAAAAAAUGGAAUUUUAUCCAAGCUUCCAAGACCUGGAAGAAGCAAUUCUCUUCACAGUGACUCGGAUAGGACAAACUCUUCAGAAUAUCCAAACAGUACAUUCUUGGCUAACGGGAGGCACUACCACCCUGGACACUAAGCUUGCUAAUCAUGUCAUAGCAUGGGCCACAGCUACACUGAAAAAAUCCAUCAGGGACAACUUAGAAGGUCCAAAAGAAUAUUUUGAAAACUAUGUUGAAAGAUAUGGCUGGCUUGUAGAUGGAACUGCAGGUGCACGGAUAGAAAGAUUUGAAGCCGAAGAACACAGUUUUGAUGAAUAUACUGCUUUCAUAGAUGAAUUCUUCACCCUCUCUAAGGAAAUCAUGAGUUUACCACAGCUGGCUAGUUUCCCUAUGAUCCAUUUGGACUGUGAUGAUUUAAAGCAAGGUUUGGCUGAUAAAGCAAAAAACUUUGCAAAAAUUCUAAUGGAGAGAAUAGUUGCAAGUCACAGAGAGGAAAAUGAAAAGAUAUGCAGGGAAUUUGAAGCAAUUAAAGAACGUGCAUUAAAAGUUCCUGAGACCACAGAGGAAAUGAUGGAAACAAUAGCUUACAUAAAGAAGGCCAAAACCAAAGGUAUUCAGGAACUGUUGUUAAGGAUCAAGGAGUGCUAUCAGCGAAUUAAUUACUUUUUAGAUGUUUUUCUGUUUGCUCCUGAAGAUCUUGCACUGAAUGCAACAGUUAUUCUGUGGCCAAAGAAGAUUAAUGCUAUUUUUGAUGAACAUGAUGAUUAUGUGACUGACCUGAGAGCAUUACAGAAACGCAUACAAGAGGCUGAUGAGACAGUCGCUUUUAUUAAUAAAGAAGAGACUCUCUUCAAAUGGAAACUGACUGACUUCCCACUCCUCAACGGUGUAAAAGUUGAGAUUGAACCCUAUCAGAAACUUUUUGGUCUUAUACUGAAGUGGCAGCGAACAGAAAAAAGAUGGAUGGAUGGAGACUUUUUGGAACUAAAUGGGGAAAGCAUGGAGGCAGAGAUUGAUGACUUUUUUCGAGAGAUAUACAAAAUGUCAAAACUCUUCCAGCAAAAGCAGAAGAAAGCUCAGCAAGAAUGGAAAAAGACAUCACAACGCAGAAAUGUAGUAGAAGAGAAGAUAGAAGAAGAAAAAAAGGCAAAUCCAAUUCUUACAAUGUGUUCUUCAGUUUUGGAGCAGAUUAAAGACUUUAAGGAGAAUAUUCCUACUGUGACUGUCUUUUGUAACCCUGGCAUGCGAACUCGUCACUGGCAGCAGAUGUCAGAUAUAGUAGGAUAUGAUUUAACACCAGACUCUGGAACUACCCUAAGGAAAGUUUUAAAGCAGAAUCUAGCCCCUUAUUUGGAACAGUUUGAAGUCAUAAGUGUAGGUGCAAGUAAGGAAUUUUCAUUAGAGAAAGCAAUGCAUGCUAUGAUGGAAACCUGGGCUUCAGUUUCCUUUAAUACAAGUGUGUAUCGCGACACUGGUGUUCAUAUUCUUUCUGCAGUGGAUGACAUUCAAGCUCUUCUUGAUGAUCAGAUUGUGAAAACUCAGACAAUGAGGGGAUCAGCUUUCAUUAAACCAUUUGAGAAAGAAAUCAGGGAAUGGGAAAAUCGCCUAAUUCAAAUUCAGGAGAUUAUUGAUGAAUGGCUGAAAGUUCAAGCUCAGUGGCUUUAUUUGGAACCCAUAUUUUCUUCUGAGGAUAUUAUGCAACAGAUGCCAGAAGAGGGGCGUCUCUUUCAUACUGUAGAUAGAUACUGGAGGGAUAUUAUGAAGUAUUGUGCCAAAGACCCAAAGGUUCUUGUUGCUGCUACUUUGACAGGGUUAUUGGAGAAGCUUCAGAACUGUAAUGAGCUGCUUGACAAAAUCAUGAAAGGGCUAAAUGCUUAUCUUGAGAAAAAGCGUCUCAUCUUUCCCCGUUUCUUUUUCUUAUCUAAUGAUGAAAUGCUGGAGAUCCUGUCAGAGACUAAAGACCCUCUCAGAGUUCAGCCUCACUUGAAAAAGUGUUUUGAAGGCAUUGCCAAACUGCAUUUCCUUCCUAAUCUGGACAUUAAGGCAAUGUAUAGUUCUGAAGGCGAGCGUGUAGAACUGAUUUCAAGUAUUUCUACAUCCGAAGCUCGAGGUGCAGUGGAGAAGUGGCUAAUUCAAGUAGAAGAUAUUAUGCUGAAGAGUGUACAUGAUGUUAUUUCUAAAUCAAGAAUGGCAUAUCCCGAGACUGAGAGAAAAAGUUGGGUUCUGGAGUGGCCUGGGCAAGUAGUAUUGUGCGUGUCUCAAAUGUUCUGGACAAGUGAGGUACAUGAAGCUCUUUGCAGUGGACAAGAGGGUUUAAAGGAUUAUUAUGAUACACUUCAGCUUCAACUUAAUGAUAUUGUAGAACUGGUAAGAGGAAAACUGUCAAAGCAAACAAGGACUACACUGGGUGCCUUGGUUACUAUUGAUGUUCAUGCUAGAGAUGUCGUCAUGGAAAUGAUUGAAAGUGGUGUGCAGAGUGAAACAGACUUUCAGUGGCUUGCACAACUACGAUAUUAUUGGGAAUUUGAGAAUGUUCGUGUCCGCAUCAUCAACUGCAAUGUAAAAUAUGCCUACGAAUACCUUGGAAACUCACCACGCCUUGUCAUUACUCCUCUUACAGACAGGUGUUAUCGCACUUUGACUGGAGCUUUUUAUCUAAAUCUUGGUGGGGCCCCAGAGGGUCCAGCAGGGACAGGUAAAACAGAGACCACCAAAGAUUUGGCUAAAGCUCUCGCUGUGCAGUGUGUUGUCUUCAACUGCUCGGAUGGCCUUGAUUACCUGGCAAUGGGGAAGUUUUUCAAGGGUUUGGCUUCAUCAGGUGCAUGGGCUUGUUUUGAUGAAUUUAAUCGCAUUGAGCUAGAAGUAUUGUCUGUUGUGGCACAACAGAUCCUUUGCAUCCAGAGAGCCAUACAGAUGAAGCUAGAAGCAUUUAUCUUUGAAGGAACUGAACUGAAACUCAACCCAAACUGUUUUGUAGCUAUUACUAUGAAUCCAGGUUACGCAGGACGUUCUGAACUUCCAGAUAAUCUGAAGGUUCUUUUCCGAACGGUAGCCAUGAUGGUUCCUAACUAUGCUCUGAUAGCAGAAAUUUCUCUCUAUUCAUACGGAUUUUUGAAUGCUAAGCCAUUAUCAGUGAAGAUAGUAAUGACCUACAGGCUUUGUUCAGAACAGCUUUCUUCACAGUUUCACUAUGAUUAUGGUAUGCGAGCUGUUAAAGCUGUGUUGGUGGCUGCUGGGAAUCUAAAAUUGAAAUUUCCAAAGGAAGAUGAAGAUAUCCUGCUUCUUAGAUCUAUUAAGGAUGUGAAUGAGCCCAAAUUUUUGUCAUAUGAUAUACCUCUCUUCAUGGGUAUAACUAGUGAUUUGUUUCCUGGAGUCAAGCUUCCUGAUGCAGACUACAAUGAUUUUCUGGAAUGUGCCACUGAAUGUUGUAUUCGACAUAAUGUCCAACCUGUAAAAGUUUUUAUAGAGAAAAUGAUACAGACAUAUGAAAUGAUGAUUGUUAGACAUGGCUUUAUGCUUGUAGGGGAAUCUUUUUCUGGGAAGACCAAAGUUCUCCAUGUGUUGGCAGAUACACUGUCUCUUAUGAAAGAACGUGGUUAUGGUGAAGAAGAGAAAGUAAUUUUUAGAACUGUGAAUCCAAAAUCAGUCACCAUGGGUCAGCUUUUUGGGCAGUUUGAUAUGGUAUCUCAUGAGUGGACAGAUGGUAUAGUUGCUAAUACUUUCAGAGAAUUUGCUUUAUCUGAGACUCCUGAACGCAAAUGGGUUAUCUUUGAUGGCCCCAUUGAUACUCUGUGGAUAGAAAGCAUGAACACAGUUCUGGAUGACAACAAAAAGCUUUGUUUGAUGAGUGGGGAAAUCAUCCAGAUGUCCCUUCAGAUGAGUCUUAUUUUUGAAACAAUGGAUCUUUCCCAGGCUUCACCUGCUACAGUCAGUCGUUGUGGUAUGAUUUAUUUGGAACCAUCACAGCUGGGCUGGACACCACUUGUUACCUCUUGGUUGAGUAAACUGCCUGAACCUCUUAACUUAAAGGAAUAUCAAGAUCUUUUGCAGGAACUUUUUAACUGGUUAAUACCACCAGCAUUAAGACUCCUUCAGAAACAGUGCAAGGAAUUGGUACCUACAAGCAACAGUAAUGUUGUAAUAUCUCUUACACGGCUUUUUGAAAUGUUGAUUUGUAAAACUGUGCAAGAGGAUCCCACCAACAAGAACAUCCGCACGUGGAUUAUGGGUUGCUUUGCUUUUUCUACAAUCUGGUCCAUUGGUGGAACUUGUGACGGUGACAGCAGAAUCCUUUUUGAUACUUUCUUGAGGAAAACUUUGUCAGGGAAAUCUGAAAUAAACCCUGUACCAAAGAGCGUGGGAAAAUGGGAGUGUCCUUUUGAUGAGAAAGGCUUGGUCUAUGACUACAUGUAUGAGCUGAAAGGAAGAGGACGUUGGGUUCAUUGGAAUGAAUUUAUUAAAAAUAUUAAAUAUAGUAAUAACAAAAAUGUGAAAAUUCAAGAUAUCAUAGUCCCAACAAUGGAUACAGUGAGAUAUACUUAUUUGAUGGAACUAUUCAUCACCCACGGAAAACCACUGCUUUUUGUGGGACCAACGGGUACCGGGAAAUCUGUAUAUAUUAAAGACAAGUUAAUGAACAACUUGGAAAAGGAGCGCUACUUUCCCUUCUUCAUUAAUUUUUCAGCACGAACUAGUGCCAGUCAGACUCAGAGCAUUAUUAUGGCAAGACUGGACAAGAGACGCAGAGGAGUAUUUGGCCCUCCAAUGGGAAAAAAGUGCAUUAUUUUUAUAGAUGAUAUGAAUAUGCCUGCUUUGGAGAAGUAUGGUGCUCAGCCUCCUAUAGAACUUUUAAGACAGUUUUUUGACCAUGGAAUUUGGUACGAUUUAAAGGACACGUCCAAAAUUACACUGGCUGAUGUACAGCUGCUAGCUGCUAUGGGGCCUCCAGGUGGUGGGAGGAAUCCUGUUACGCCUCGAUUUUUGAGACACUUCAACAUUUGCACAAUUAAUUCUUUUAGCGAUGAAACAAUGGUCCGCAUCUUCUCUACUAUAGUAGCUUUCUACCUACGGACUAGUGAAUUUGCUCCUGAAUUCUUCACGGUUGGAAAUCAAAUCGUGACUGCCACUUUGGAGGUAUAUAAGAAAGCCAUCAGAAAUCUUUUGCCCACGCCAGCCAAAUCUCACUACACAUUUAAUCUGCGUGACUUUUCACGUGUUAUCCAGGGGUGCUUGCUCAUUAAGAGAGAAUCAGUUGAAAGCAAACAUGUAAUGAUUCGUCUGUUUGUACAUGAGGUAUUUCGUGUCUUCUAUGACCGUCUAGUGGCUGAUGAUGAUAGAGCCUGGUUGUUCAAAUUGAUGAAAGAUAUUGUGAAAGAACAUUUCAAAGAAGCAUUUGAUUUGGUUUUUGCACAUCUGAGACAAGGAAAUACACCUGUAACAGAAGAAAACAUGAGAAGUCUGGUGUUUGGUGACUACCUGAUUCCAGAACUUGAGGGAGAUGAGAGACUUUAUAUUGAAAUUCCAAGCAUUCAACUGUUUGGUGAUGUUGUAGAGCAGUGUUUGGAUGAAUAUAAUCAAACCCACAAAACAAGAAUGAACCUUGUAGUUUUCAGGUAUGUGUUGGAACAUUUGUCUCGUAUAAGCCGUAUUCUGAAGCAGUCAGGGGGUAAUGCCUUAUUGGUUGGAAUGGGAGGAAGUGGACGUCAGUCUUUGACUCGUCUAGCAGCAUUCAUGGCAAAAAUGUGUGUUUUUCAACCAGAGAUUUCUAAAAGCUAUGGUAUGAAUGAAUGGAGAGAAGACCUGAAAACUCUUCUGAAGAAUGCGGGUGUAAAAGGCUUGAAAACCGUAUUUAUAAUCACGGACACACAAAUUACAGAAGAGGGUUUUUUGGAAGAUGUUGACAGUGUACUCAAUACUGGGGAAGUACCCAAUCUUUUUGCAGCAGAUGAAAAACAAGAAAUUAUAGAGGGUGUCCGUGCAGUAGCUCAGGCUGGCAAUAAACAUGAAGAGCUCAGUCCCUUGGCCUUGUUUGCUUUUUUUGUGAACCGCUGCAAAGAAAAUUUGCAUGUUGUAGUAGCGUUCAGUCCAAUUGGAGAUGCUUUCCGCAAUCGUCUGAGGCAGUUUCCAUCUCUCAUCAACUGCUGUACUAUUGAUUGGUUCCAGCCAUGGCCUGAAGAUGCCCUUGAACGUGUGGCUAAUAAGCUCUUGGAAACGCUUCAGCUCACAGACAAUGAGCGUCAGGAGGUUGUGCCCAUCUGUAAAUACUUUCAUACUUCAGUUCUGUCACUCUCUGUAAGGUUCUUGGAAAGUCUGGGCCGGCAUAAUUAUGUUACUCCUACUUCUUAUCUUGAACUUAUUGCUGCCUUUCAGCAACUUCUGACUCAGAAACGUGACACUGUAAUGAAAGCCAAACAAGGAUAUGUGAACGGCCUGGAUAAACUAGCUUUUGCUGAAUCACAGGUUGGUGAGAUGAAACAGGAAUUAGUUCAGCUGCAGCCCAAACUGGAAGAGGCUAAAUUGGAUAAUGCGAACAUGAUGAAGAUUAUAGAAAUAGAAUCUGCAGAAGUAGAACAGAAAAGACAAACUGUAAAAGUAGAUGAAGAGAUUGCUACAGAAAAAGCUGAAGAAGCUCAGACACUGAAGAAUGAAUGUGAAAGUGACCUAGCAGAGGCAAUCCCAGCCCUGGAGGCUGCACUUGCUGCUCUUGACACUUUGAAGCCUUCUGAUAUAACAAUUGUCAAAUCAAUGAAAAAUCCUCCAUCUGGUGUCAAACUUGUGAUGGCUGCUGUCUGUGUCAUGAAAGAUAUAAAACCUGAAAAAAUUGCAGAUCCUUCAGGGACUGGAGGCAAGAUUUUGGAUUACUGGGGUCCUAGCAAGAAACUGCUUGGUGACAUGAAUUUCUUAAAGGAUUUGAAAGAAUAUGACAAGGACAACAUUCCAGCAGCUGUCAUGCAGAAGAUUCGGGCUGAAUACCUGACUAAUCCUGAGUUUGAUCCACCGAAGGUGGCUAAAGCAUCCUCAGCAGCGGAGGGCUUAUGUAAAUGGAUUAUGGCAAUGGAGGUGUAUGACAGGGUUUCAAAGGUGGUUGCACCAAAGAAAGCCCGUUUAAGAGAGGCACAGCAGUCCUUAGCGGAGACACUGGCCCAUUUGAAUCGGAAGAGAGAUGAACUUGCAGCAGUGGAAAAUCAUUUGGCUGCUUUGGAACAAACUUUUAUUGAGAAAACUGAAGAAAAGGCUCGUUUAGAAUUCCAAGUUGAUCUGUGUGCUAAAAAGCUAGAACGAGCAGAGAAGUUGAUUGGAGGUCUUGGUGGAGAGAAGUCAAGAUGGAAUAAUGCUGCAAAUGAUCUUCAAAACACUUACGAUAAUUUGACAGGAGAUGUUCUGAUAUCAGCUGGUGUGAUAGCGUAUCUGGGAGCUUUUACUGCUGGCUUUCGACAAGAAUGUACCAAAGACUGGAGCAAGCUGUGCAAGGAGAAAAAUAUUCCUUGUUCUGAGAAUUUCUCUUUGAGUAACACGCUUGGUGACCCAAUAAAAAUAAGAGCUUGGAAUAUUGCUGGUUUACCAACUGACGUAUUCUCUGUAGACAACGGGGUUAUUGUUGACAAUUCGAGGCGUUGGCCAUUAAUGAUUGAUCCUCAAGGUCAAGCAAAUAAAUGGAUCAAGAAUUUUGAGAAAGAAAACCACCUGAAGGUUAUCAAGGUCACUGAUACAGAUUAUAUGAGAACCCUGGAGAACUGCAUACAGUUUGGAACUCCACUUCUGCUAGAAAAUGUUGGAGAAGAACUAGACCCAUCACUUGAACCUCUGCUACUUAAACAGACUUUUAAACAAGGAGGCAUGGAUUGUAUCAGGCUUGGUGAGAGCAUUAUUGAGUAUUCCAGUGAUUUCAAAUUUUUUAUUACCACAAAAUUGAGAAAUCCACAUUAUAUGCCGGAACUGGCUACAAAAGUUUCUUUACUCAAUUUUAUGAUAACACCAGAGGGACUUGAAGACCAAUUGCUGGGUAUUGUUGUAGCAAAGGAGAGACCAGAAUUAGAAGAGGAAAGAAAUUCUCUCAUCCUUCAAUCUGCAGCCAAUAAAAAGCAUCUAAAAGAAAUUGAGAGAAGAAUUUUAGAAACCUUACAGUCAUCUGAAGGGAAUAUUCUGGAAGACGAGACUGCUAUCAUGGUCUUAGAUUCUGCUAAAAUAAUGGCUAAUGAAAUCACAAAAAAACAGCAGAUUGCAGAGAAAACGGAACUGAAAAUAGCUGAAUCUCGAGAAGGCUAUCGACCUAUUGCAAAGCAUUCAUCAGUGCUGUUCUUCAGUAUUGCAGACCUGGCAAACAUUGAUCCCAUGUACCAGUACUCCCUUAGCUGGUUUGUCAACCUCUUCAUCAACUCUAUUCAUGAUAGUAACAAAUCCAAAAUUUUGGAGAAGCGCCUUCGAUACCUAAAUGACCACUUUACAUACAAUUUGUAUUGCAAUGUGUGUCGAUCACUGUUUGAAAAGGACAAGCUGCUCUUUUCCUUUUUACUAUGCUGUAAUCUUCUAAUGGCUAAGAAUGAAAUAGAACGUCAAGAGUUUAUGUUCUUGCUAACUGGGGGUGUGGGUCUCAAGAAUAAAUACAAGAACCCAGAUCCCUCUUGGCUGCCAGAUAAGAGUUGGGAUGAAUUAUGUCGUGCAGCUGAAAUCCCAGCUUUUAAAGGACUGAGGAGUCAUGUCUCUGAAAAUACAGGCGAGUGGCAAAAAAUCUAUGACAGCAAAGAGCCACAAAGCUUUCCAUUACCAAAACAAUUCAGUAAUACAUUAAAUGAAUUACAAAAGAUGAUAAUCCUUCGGUGCUUAAGACCAGACAAGAUUGGUCCAGCUAUAACAACAUUUGUAACCGAUAAGCUGGGGAAGAAAUUUGUAGAGCCACCACCAUUCGAUCUAACAAAAAGUUACUUAGAUUCAAAUUCUACAAUCCCAUUAAUAUUUGUGCUAUCUCCAGGAGCAGAUCCCAUGUCCAGCCUCCUGAAAUUUGCAAAUGACAAAAAGAUGGUUGGAAAUAAGUUUCAGUCUAUCUCACUGGGACAAGGACAAGGACCCAUAGCUACAAAAAUGAUUCAAGAAGGAAUGGAAGAAGGAACCUGGGUUUGUUUACAGAAUUGUCAUUUAGCUGUCUCCUGGAUGCCAAUGCUAGAGAAAAUAUGUGAAGAGUUUAGCAGUGAAAACUGCCAUCCGUUUUUCAGGCUUUGGCUUACUAGUUACCCUUCACCAAAGUUUCCAGUAACCAUUCUGCAGAAUGGAGUAAAGAUGACAAAUGAACCUCCGACUGGUCUCCGGUUAAACCUACUUCAGUCAUUUCUUUCUGAUCCUAUUUCUGAUCCUGCGUUCUUCUGUGGGUGCCCUGAAAAGGAGCUGGUAUGGGAGAAACUGCUCUUUGGAGUUUGCUUUUUCCAUGCUGUUGUUCAGGAGAGAAGAAAAUUUGGACCUCUUGGUUGGAAUAUACCCUAUGGAUUUAAUGAAUCAGACUUGCGAAUCAGCGUUAGACAGUUGCAGCUAUUCAUAAAUGAGUAUAGCCAUGUUCCAUUUGAAGCUGUAUCUUACCUUACUGGUGAAUGUAACUAUGGAGGUCGAGUGACGGAUGACUGGGACAGACGUUUACUACUGACAAUGCUGGAUGACUUUUAUAAUCCAGAUAUAGUUGAAAAUCCUCGUUACACUUUUUCUCCCAGUGGCAACUACUAUGCUCCACCAAAAGGCACGUAUGAGGACUACAUUGAAUUUAUUAAGAAUCUUCCCUUUAGUCAGCAACCAGAGAUAUUUGGUUUGCAUGAAAAUGUUGAUAUUUCAAAAGACCUUCAGCAAACAAAGAUCCUCUUUGAAUCUUUGCUUUUAACACAAGGAGGAGGCACUCAGGGAGGUUCUUCUGGAGGUGGUGACAGCACUCUUUAUGAAAUUGCGGAUGAUAUUCUCAGCAAGCUUCCAAAUGAUUUUGAUAUUGAAGGUUGCCUAAUUAAAUACCCUGUGAGAUAUGAAGAAAGUAUGAACACUGUGCUGGUGCAAGAAAUGGAGAGAUUUAACAAUUUAAUACGAACUAUCCGUAUCACAUUAAGUAAUCUGAAGAAAGCCAUUAAAGGAUUGGUUGUUAUGGAUUCUGAACUGGAGGCUCUCUGUGGCAGUCUGCUUGUUGGAAAAGUUCCUGAGAAUUGGGCUAAACGUUCGUACCCAAGCCUAAAACCAUUAGGCAGCUAUAUCCUAGACUUUCUAGCAAGGCUGAAAUUUUUACAGGAUUGGUAUGAAUUAGGGAAGCCCACGGUUUUUUGGCUCUCAGGAUUCUAUUUUACUCAGGCUUUUUUAACUGGAGCUUUGCAAAACUAUGCUAGGAAGUACACAAUCCCUAUUGACCUUCUGGGAUAUGAAUUUCAGGUUAUACCUCAGGAUACCUCUGAUACUGCACCAGAAGAUGGUGUUUAUAUCCAUGGAUUGUUUUUAGAUGGAGCUCGCUGGGACAGAACCCAAGGAAUGUUAGCUGAACAGUAUCCCAAAUUGCUCUUUGAUGUCAUGCCAAUCAUCUGGAUAAAACCAACUGCAAAAUCAGACAUAACGAAGUCUAAUGCAUAUAUUUGCCCACUCUACAAGACAAGCGAGCGUAAAGGAGUCUUAUCUACUACUGGACAUUCUACUAACUUUGUUAUAGCCUUAACUCUUAACACGGAUAAACCAGUCCAGCACUGGAUCAAGCGAGGUGUUGCAUUGCUCUGCCAGCUGGAUGACUGACUUUGGACAGUUCAGAUACAGACUUCACAAGAUGCCUUUCUUUUCAUUCCCUUACAGAGGAAUUGUAGCGUACUGUGUCAAAGAAGCAUCCUGAUAUGCUUUUUAUAUUAAAAAAAGGCAUGGAAAUGUUUUCUGAUCUCCAAUAUUUUGCCUUUCCCCAAUUAUUUGCCCCAAGAUUAGCACCUCUACAAUGUAUAAAAGAUACAACUAGGACUUUAGCCUUUUGUAACAUUAUUAAUGUGUAAACAUCAAUUUUAUGUAUUACUUGAGUAUCACAAAAUAUAUCUUAAUGGAAAAUGAGAA